CGGGAACAUUCGGCGUCGGCUGCUCCCUCCAUCUCUCCAUCUCUCUCUCUCUCUCUCUCUCAAAGCAGAACAGGUGCUCCACGGGAGCCCGCCGCCGCUUCGAACCCUAACGUGCUAAACCCCUCGGCGCCGCAGGCUGAAGCAGCAAACCCCCACCGCCUCCAACUCUCUCUCCUGCCGCCUACACACUCCUCGCCGCCGCCAUGUCGAUCGCAGCCCAGACCGUCGACAUCCUCGGCGAGCGCCAGUCCGGCCAGGACGUCCGCACUCAGAACGUGAUGGCGUGCGGGGCGGUGGCCAACAUCGUCAAGUCCUCGCUCGGUCCCGUUGGGCUCGACAAGAUGCUGGUGGAUGAUAUCGGUGAUGUUACAAUCACAAACGAUGGAGCUACUAUACUGAAGAUGUUGGAAGUCGAGCACCCAGCUGCAAAGGUUCUUGUUGAGUUGGCUGAGCUCCAAGACCGGGAGGUAGGAGAUGGAACAACAUCUGUUGUGAUCAUCGCUGCAGAGUUGCUCAAGAGAGGCAAUGAUCUUGUGAAAAAUAAAAUCCAUCCCACCUCUAUUAUUAGUGGCUACAGGCUUGCCAUGCGUGAAGCUUGCAAGUAUGUUGAAGAGAAGUUGGCGACCAAGGUUGACAAACUUGGGAAAGAUUCCCUUAUAAACUGUGCGAAAACAAGCAUGUCCUCAAAAUUGAUUAAUAGUGACACUGAUUUCUUUGCAAGUCUGGUUGUAGACGCAGUUCAAGCUGUCAAGACUACAAAUGCUAAGGGAGAAGUGAAGUAUCCAAUCAAGAGCAUUAAUAUUUUGAAAGCUCAUGGUAAAAGUGUCAAGGAUAGUUACCUGUUGAAUGGCUAUGCACUAAACACUGGCCGUGCGGCUCAAGGAAUGCCUACUAGAGUCACCCCUGCUAAAAUUGCUUGUCUUGAUUUUAACCUUCAGAAGACAAAAAUGCAACUGGGUAUUCAAGUUCUCGUAACUGAUCCAAGGGAACUUGAGAAGAUCCGUCAGAGAGAAUCUGACAUCACAAAGGAGAGAAUUGAGAAAAUUCUUAAGACUGGAGCUAAUGUUGUGUUCACCACCAAAGGAAUCGAUGAUAUGUCGCUAAAGUACUUCGUUGAGGCUGGAGCAAUUGCAGUAAGGCGUGUGCGGAAGGAGGAUUUGCGCCAUGUUGCCAAGGCCACUGGUGCAACUAUGGUGACUACUUUUGCUGACAUGGAAGGUGAAGAAACAUUUGAUUCAUCAUUCCUUGGACAUGCUGAUGAAGUCGUGGAGGAAAGAAUUGCUGACGAUGAUGUUAUUCUGGUGAAAGGCACGAAGAAUACCAGCGCGGUCUCCAUAAUACUUAGAGGAGCGAAUGACUUCAUGCUUGAUGAGAGUGAGCGGUCUUUGCAUGAUGCCUUGUGCAUUGUAAAGAGAACCCUGGAAUCCAAUAUGGUUGUUGCUGGUGGUGGUGCAGUUGAAGCUGCAUUGUCAGUGUACUUGGAGAAUCUUGCAACAACCCUUGGAUCUCGGGAACAACUGGCAAUUGCCGAAUUUGCGGAAUCUUUGUUAAUCAUACCAAAGGUACUCUCUGUUAAUGCUGCAAAAGAUGCGACUGAGCUUGUAGCAAAGCUUAGGGCAUACCAUCAUACAGCUCAAACAAAGGCUGAUAAGCAACAUUUUUCAAGCAUGGGUCUUGACCUUUCGAAAGGUAUCAUUCGCAACAACCUUGAGUAUGGUGUGAUUGAACCAUCAAUGAGCAAAGUAAAGAUUAUUCAGUUCGCCACUGAGGCAGCCAUUACUAUCCUGAGGAUUGAUGACAUGAUCAAGCUUACCAAGGAAGAGAGUGGUAACGAAGAGUAGCCAGCUCACCAGUCGGAAUAGUUAUGUGAUGGUUGGUUGUCAUAGCGUGUAUUUUGUUUGUUUGUUUGAUGACAUUCUCUUGGGAUGCUGUAUGAAAUUGCGAAUUUAUGUGCAUCCCUGUGGGAUGACCUUGUUUGGAAGAGGACAAACCACGAUUCGGGAAGCAAGUUGUGUACUAUUAGGCCAAAACAGCUCCAAUUUUCAGAACAUUUGUUAGGUUCCGCCAUAAGAGAAACUGGUGUGUGUGAGUGUACGAUGAUCUGGGAAUGAGAACAACGAGAACGUAUCUGAUGAAGUCUGCGCACGGCG
Molecule: messenger RNA, 2150 nt
Organism: Phragmites australis (common reed)
Lineage: Eukaryota; Viridiplantae; Streptophyta; Magnoliopsida; Poales; Poaceae
Product: T-complex protein 1 subunit alpha
Exons: 17
Coding region: 204-1841 (545 amino acids)
Biological process (GO): protein folding
Cellular component (GO): chaperonin-containing T-complex
Molecular function (GO): ATP hydrolysis activity; ATP binding; ATP-dependent protein folding chaperone
Source: RefSeq, a predicted model, not a curated record